This is a messenger RNA of Prorocentrum cordatum, 705 nucleotides long. Lineage: Eukaryota; Dinophyceae; Prorocentrales; Prorocentraceae. The record is from the annotation of a GenBank genome assembly.
GAGGAGGCCCUCGCCAUGCCGGCGCCGAAGAAGCCAGUGCCGCGCCGGGCAGCGGACGGGCAGCCGCCAGACUCGCCCACCGAGCUUCCGGUGCCUACAGACCUGCCGUCGCCCACGUCGCCGACGAAGGCGGCCGCGGCGGCCGCGCAGCAGGAGGACGCCCUCAUGCCAGCGCCCAGGCGCCCUGGCAAGCGCCAGUUCGCGCCGCCCACGCUGGACGCAGGCGACGAGCCCUCCUCCCCCACGUUCCUGCCGGCGCAGUUCGACCCGACGUCCCCGGCUGAGGAGAAUCUGGCCGACGACCAGCAGUUGGAAGGCCCGCCGGUGCCGACGGCCUCCCUGCCCACGCUGGAGCCGACCUCGCGGGUGGGCGACGACGAGGUCCCGGUGCCCACGCAGGUGCCGACCAUUCCCUCCGAGCCUUCGGUGCCGCCGCCAGGCUCGGUCGAGCCGGGGCAGCCGGGGCGCCAGAUCGUCUCGGAAGAGGCCCAGCAAGUCGGCGUGUGCAGCGCCCGUAGGCGUGCUCGCACGGCCCAGGAGCGGCAGUGCGCGAGCACGGCCAGGGAGCGCACCGGGGCAGAUCCACCAGGCGGCCGCAGCGGGUCGGCGGAGCACCCCGGCCAGGACGUUGACGGCGACGACCAGAACACGAAGACUAAAACGACAGAUGAGGCGGGCCGGAACACGAGUAAAGAUGAGGGAUAA